Messenger RNA from Closterium sp. Naga37s-1, 6103 nucleotides. Lineage: Eukaryota; Viridiplantae; Streptophyta; Zygnematophyceae; Desmidiales; Closteriaceae. The record is from the annotation of a GenBank genome assembly.
GGAGGCGGAGGCGGACAUAGAGGUUGCACGGGAGGCGAUAGACGAGUUCAAGGAGAGGGAGGCGGGAGCACUGGUGGUGGGGAAAAGCGUGGAGGCGCAACGCAAGAGCUGCCGAGCCAUGAGCAAGCUGGAGGUGCAGCCGGCGUGGCUCAAGGGCGGCACGCUGAGGGACUACCAGCUCAUGGGCCUCAACUUCCUCAUCCACAGUUGGAUGAGGGACACCAAUGUCAUACUGGCGGACGAGAUGGGGCUGGGCAAGACAGUGCAGUCCGUCUCCAUGCUCGGCUUCCUCUUUCACAUGCAGCAGAUACAGGGCCCGUUCCUGAUAGUGGUACCGCUCUCAACAAUGAGCAACUGGGAGAGGGAGCUGCGCCGCUGGCUGCCCUCCCUCAAUGUUGUUCUCUACGUCGGCAACCGCGCCUCCAGAGAGGUGGUGCAGCAGUACGAGUUCGGGCAGGGGGGCAGGAAGGGCGGGCGGCAGAGCAAGUUCCACGCGCUACUAACAACGUACGAGGUGGUCCUCAAGGACAAGGCUGUGCUAUCGCCCAUCCGCUGGACCUACCUCAUGGUUGACGAGGCGCACCGCCUCAAAAACUCCGAGGCAGCGCUCUAUACUACGCUCAUUGGCUUCCAUGCGCGCAACAAGCUGCUGAUCACGGGCACGCCGCUGCAGAACAGCGUGGAGGAGCUCUGGGCGCUGCUGCAUUUCCUGGACAACAGAAAGUUCGGCGACAAGGAGGAGUUUUCAGCCAAGUACAAACACCUGCUGGAGAACCAGAGCGAGAAGGAGAUCACGUCACUACACCAGGAGCUGCGCCCGCACAUGCUGAGGCGGGUGAUCAAGGACGUUGAGAAGUCACUGCCGCCCAAGAUCGAGCGCAUCCUGCGCGUUGAAAUGUCGCCGCUGCAGAAACAGUACUACAAGUGGAUUCUGGAGCGCAAUUUCCAGGACCUGAACAAGAACGCGCGCAGCAAUCAAGUCUCCCUUCUCAACAUUGUUGCCGAACUAAAGAAGUGCUGCAACCACCCCUUCCUCUUCGAGAGCGCUGACUACGGCUACGGGGGCGGGGCGGCGGGAGGGGCCCUGGACGCACAGGGCAAGGCGCAGCGGAUCGUGCUGGGGAGUGGCAAGACGACUCUGCUGGAUAAGCUGCUCACGCGGCUCAAAGAGACGGGCCACCGCGUUCUCAUCUUCUCCCAGAUGGUGCGCAUGUUGGACAUUCUAGCAGACUACCUCGCCCUGCGGGGCUUCCAGUUCCAGCGCCUGGACGGCAGCACGAGGGCGGACCUGAGGCAGCAGGCAAUGGAGCAUUUCAACGCGCCCGGCAGUGAAGACUUCUGCUUCCUGCUCUCCACGCGGGCUGGUGGAUUGGGGAUUAACCUUGCCACAGCUGACACGGUUAUCAUCUUUGACUCGGAUUGGAACCCGCAGAACGACCUGCAGGCCAUGAGCCGAGCCCACCGCAUAGGCCAACAGGACGUGGUGAACAUCUACCGGUUUGUGACGAGUGGCAGCGUGGAGGAGGACAUAUUGGAGCGCGCCAAGCGCAAGAUGGUGCUGGACCACCUCGUCAUCCAGAAGCUCAACGCCGCUGGGAGAUUGGAGAAGACCACCAGCAAGAAGAGCAGCUCCAUGUUUGAUAAGAAUGAGUUGGCGGCCAUUCUGCGGUUCGGAGCAGAGGAGCUGUUCAAGGAGAAAGUGAGCGAGGAGGAGGGCGCAAGCCGGCUGGAGAAUCUGGAUAUAGAUGAGAUCCUGGCGCGCGCUGAGAAGAUCGACAGUAGCACCGCUGGAGAGGGCGCUAAUGAGCUGCUCUCUGCGUUCACUGUGGCGAAUUUCAGCAGCACAGAAUAUGAUGCUGCGUUUUGGAGUCGCCUCAUCCAGGCAGCACCGGCGGAGGAGGAGAAGGCUUUAGGGCCGCGCUCCUCCCGCCGCAACGCCACCUACACGGGGGAUGGACUUGCAGCAGAUGCUGACGAUGAGGAGGAGGAGGGAAGAGAGGGGAGGGGUGGUAGGCGGGGCGGGAAGGACGGUGGGGGGAAGAGGAAGCGAGGGCGGAGAGAGCAGGGGGAUGCGGGUGGGGAGGAGGGCGGGUAUCCUGCUGCUGCGCCUGCUGUGGAAGGGGCACUGGUGAGGGUUACUCAGUGGACGGUGCAGGGGGAGGGGGGAGGGGGGGCAGGGGGUGCUGGGGGGGAAGGAGCAGCGGCAGGGGCGGGGGCGGGUGCAGCAGCAGGGGCUGGGGCAGGGGAGGCUGCUGCUGCUGCUGCUGCUGGUGCUGCUGGUGGGCCUGCUGCUGGUGGUGCUGGUGCUAGCGGUGUGAAGGUUCGGCGGCUGUCGAAGCGAGACGCCAACGCGUUUGUCAAGGCAGUGAGGCGGUAUGGUGGAGCGGAGCGGGUGGCGCAGAUGACAGCAGAGGCCGGCGGUGCGAUGGAGGCAGCGAGCGAAGCAGAGCGGCGGUCCCUCCACUCGCUACUCAUGCAGGCCUGCAAAGACACCGUGCGAGCCGCGGCCGCAGCAGAGGAAGAAGAAGCAUUGGGAGCAGCAGGAGCAGCAGCAGCGGCAGCGGCGGCGGCAGCAGGGGCGGCAGCGGCAGGGAAGAUCCCUCUUUUGGAUUUCUUCGGCGUGGCAGUGAAAGCACCGGAGCUGCUGCAGCGAGUGAAGGAACUUCAGUUCCUGGCGAAGCGGGUGGAGCGUGUAAGCGACCCGGUGAAGCAGUUCCGGCUGCGCUCGCAUGCACGCGUGCCCUCAUGGGCUAAGACGACUUCUUGGACGCCUGUGGAUGAUGCGAGGCUGCUGCUAGGGGUGCAUUUUCAUGGGUUUGGCAACUGGGAGCAGGUUCGGCUGGAUGAACGGCUGGGAUUGGAGAAUAAGAUCGCGCCGCCGGGAUCGACGGGUGGGAUCGGGGGAGGUGGAGAGGGGAAGCUGCCGAGGGGGAGUCAUUUGGAUGCGCGGGCGUCUGCUCUGCUGCGCAAGGAGCUGGAGGCGGAUCCUCACCACGCAAAGGCUGCAGCAGCGGCCAACGCCCUCAAGGUCAAGAUCAAGGUGCGCGGAGGCGGCAAGGGCGCGUUUGCUGCUGGCUCUGCUGCUGCUUCUGGCGCUGACGAAGCAGUUGCUCUGGGUGGGGGGCGUCGAGGCGGGGGUGGGAGGGAGGAGAGGGGACGGAGAGGGCGAGCAGGGGAGAGGGAGAGGGAGAGGAGGCAUGGUGGGGAGAGGGAGGGGCGGAGGCGGGGGAGGAGGGAGGAGGAGAAGGAAAAACGGUCACCGGAGAAGGAAAAGGAGGCUGAGGAGGCAAAGGAGGAGGGGGAGAUCUCCGAAGGAGAAGAUGCCGCUGCUGCAGCAGCCACAGCCGCCGCCGCUGCCGCCGCCGCAGCAGCAGGAGGCGGAGGAGGGAGCAAGGUCGGGAAGGAGGAGGAAGGGGUUGUGGGAGGCGGCGCCGCAGGGGGAGGAGGAGGGGGAGAAGGUGGGGAGGGGAGGCGCGGAGUGGCGUGGUGCAAGGGGAGGCUGGCCCCUCAGGACAGUGUGCUGCAGCGGCUGAAGCGGCUGCAGACAAGGCAGGAGCUGUCACCCAAGGAGGUGACGCAGAAGGUGAAGAAGUACCUGAGACAGCUGGGCCAUGAGAUCGACAGCGUCAUGAAGCGCGAGGCCAGCGACGGCGCCCUCCCGCGCCCCCACUUGCAGAGGAUCUCUGAGGACCUGUGGGACUAUGUGGCUCUGCACUCGCACCUGCGUGGUUCUUCCGAACCUAGGAGUGCCCAAAUGACUCCCGAACCUGGCGCUGCCGUACCACCUGCUGCCGAACCUACGCAGAGGCCGCACCGAACUUCCGAACCUGGACGAGAGGCUCGGGACCCAGCGCAGCGAGACGCGAUGGAUGGCUCAGGAGGACGGUCAUUUAAGGCUCGGGAAGGAGGGAGGUGGGAGCGAGAGCGGGAGAGGGAGAGAGGGCGGGAAGGAGAGAGGGAUCGAGAGAAAGGGAGAGGGAGGGAGUGGAGAGAAGGGGGCGGAGGGGGUGGGGCGUGGACGGCAGAGAGGAGGAGAUCAGACGGACGGGAUUCAGACCGGCCUUCUGAUGGUGGUUGGGGAAGAGGGGAGGGGGGAGACGGAGGAUCUAGGAAGAGUGUAGAGAGGGGAGGGGAGAGGGAGGAGGAGAGGAGCGAGGCAUGGAAGCGCAGGUGGAGAGAUGGGGAGGGGCCUCCUUCCUCCUCUGCCCCCGCCUCUGCCCCUGCCUCUGGUGUGAGCAGCCCUCACAGGAUACCCAACGGGCAGGUGAGGGAGGGAGGAGGGGAGGGGGGUGAGGAUGCAGGCAACGGCAACGGGCGCAUGGAGAGCAGAGCUGAGGGCUCUGGAGCUGGAGGGGAGCGCGGGAGAAAUGCCAGAGAUUCUAGAGACGCCCGCGAGGGCAGAGAUGCCAGAGAAGGCAGAGAUGCCCGGGAUGCCCCUCCAGGUGUCCCCAGGGAUGCAUUCAGAGACGCACCCAGAGAUGCUCGCCCUGCCCGGCCUCCUCCUCCCCCCCCUCCGGCCGACGCCCAUGCCCGUGUGUUCAGAUCGGGUUCUGGUGCUGGUGGUGCGGGCAGGGGCGAGGAUGGGGAGGUGGGCAAGGGGCUGAUACAGGGUGCGCGUAAGUGGGGGGGUGGAGUGGGGGACAGGGAGGUGGAGGCAGGGGAGGCGGGGGAGUUGGGGGCGGUAGCAGAGGAGGGUAUGGUGCAGGAGGAGGCGGAGGAUGUGAUUGUGAAGAGAGAAGAGGUGGGCGACAUCUCAGGCAGGGAAGUCUGUGGAGCAGCCACUAGCAUCACGGCUGCAGCCAAAGCUGAACCUUUGGCUGUGACCGAGGCUGAUGGCAUGGCCGUGGCCGAGGGUGCUUGGGGUGGUGGCAGGGGCAGGAGGAAACGAAGACAGCCGGCAGGGAUAGACACAGAUAGCAGAGCUGGCGGGGAAAUAGUUGUCGCCGGGCAGCUGAAAAGAAUCUCCGGCGGGCAGGCAAAAAGGGCGGGGCUGGGGAGGUGGCAGGAGGUGGUAGCAGCAAUCAAGGAGAUGCGGAGUGGGGGAGACGCGCCUGUUGAUACCAUGGGGUGUGAGAAAGCGGGCCAAGGCAUGGCUGACAAGUGCAGGGAGGGACGUGUGCUGCAUUGUGCCCGCCCGCCCAUUCUCCCCUCGCCGCCAUUACCUCCGAAGCAUUCCUGCUUCAUCCUCCCCACGACCGUCCUACCCCCCUUUCCUCCCUAUCUCCUCCCCCAACCACCACCAGCGGCAGUGGCACGGCUGCACGCAGCAGGGCUGCUGUCCCCGGAAGCACUCAAGGCAGCAGAGGAAACAACCGUCAGCCAAACCAUCUACCCGGUGGGUUUUUACGUGCGCAAGGCGGGGUACCUGAAGAAAAUGGCCAAUAUCUGCCUGGAAAAGCACGGGGGAGACAUCCCGGGCAGCCUGGAAGAUUUGCUUGCGCUGCCCGGCGUUGGGCCUAAAAUGGCCUAUUUGGUGAUGAACGUGGCAUGGGAGCGAGUGGAGGGCAUAUGUGUGGACACGCAUGUGCACCGCAUAGCACGGCGCCUGGGAUGGACUGACGACAAGGCCAAGACACCAGAGGACACGCGGCGAGCACUAGAGCAGUUUCUAUCCAAAGACGAGUGGAUGGGCAUCAACCCGCUCCUAGUUGGCUUCGGCCAAACCACCUGCCUGCCCAUCGGCCCCCGCUGCUCCUCCUGCCUCCUCGCAUCCCUCUCGCUCUGCCCCUCUGCCUCCCUCCCCCGCCUCCCCGCCCCUCAUCCCCGUCCUCCUCCUUCUCUCCCUCUCCUUCCAAGCACAACCGCACCGGACACGUCGACACCCGUUGAUGCCGCCACCACCGCAUCCAUUGCUGAUCCACCUGGCCUUGAUCUGCCUGAAAACUCUCUCGUGCUCGCCGUUCCUGCCCCACCCGCGGUCUCCCCCUCUGAUUCGUGGGACCGCUUUAAGCACGGUAAGCAUGGUGGGUGUGGUGAUGCCACGAGAGCAGAGGGCGGAGGCGGUGGAAAGAAAGAAGAGGAGAGCGAAGCAGUGGCAGCAGGGGCAGAAGCAGGCCCCAGGCGCAGCCUUCGCUUUUCCAGAGGCCGGAAACCUGUCUUGUGA